This is a messenger RNA of Medicago truncatula (barrel medic), 2040 nucleotides long. RefSeq names its product sugar transporter ERD6-like 16. The coding region runs from base 312 to 1769 and encodes 485 amino acids. The transcript has 18 exons. Gene Ontology annotation, biological process: transmembrane transport; carbohydrate transport. Gene Ontology annotation, molecular function: sugar transmembrane transporter activity. The record is from RefSeq and is a predicted model, not a curated record. Gene Ontology annotation, cellular component: membrane. Lineage: Eukaryota; Viridiplantae; Streptophyta; Magnoliopsida; Fabales; Fabaceae.
GCUUCUUCUAACCCCUUACUCCAAAGGAUAGGGUCUUGAUUAAUUGGACCUUUGUAGGUUUGCCAUAUCAUUGACAGCUUCAUUUCUCACGUGCUUGUGCAAGUGCAUAGCUAAUUUGACACACUUGAUUUUUGUACCAUUUUAUGUCCUUCCUAGCUAUUUCCCUAUGCAAAUAUGAGGAUAACAUUGUAAACAUGUAUAAAAUAAUGUUGCACUUAUACAUGCAGUAUAAAUGUCAUGCUUUUGCAUGUUAUAUUUCACAACAUUGGUCUUAAAAAAAAAAUUGUUUUCUAAUAUUGCUAUUAAAGAAAAUGACAAUUGAGCAGCAUAAGGAUAUUGAGAAUGGAGAAACUAAUGGGUUUCAGUAUUUGCAAGAACCUUUCAUUCAACAAGGAAAGGAUGCAUGUAAAGAAGUUGGAUCAGAUAAAAGUAUGGAAAAUGGAUCCAUUGGAAUGGUUCUGCUUAGCACAUUUGUUGCUGUUUGUGGUUCUUUUUCAUUUGGAACUUGUGUGGGUUAUUCAGCACCCACUCAAGCGGCUAUCAGGGCUGAUCUUAAUCUAUCUCUUGCUGAGUUUUCAAUGUUUGGUUCUUUGGUGACCAUUGGUGCAAUGCUUGGAGCUAUAACAAGUGGUCGAGUUACUGAUAUCAUUGGCAGGAAAGGGGCUAUGAGAAUUUCAACAGGAUUUUGUAUUAUAGGAUGGCUAGCUGUCUUCUUCUCUAAGAGUUCUUACACACUUGACUUGGGAAGGUUUUUCACAGGAUAUGGAAUUGGAGUUAUCUCUUAUGUGGUUCCAGUAUAUAUAGCAGAAAUAGCACCAAAAAAUCUUAGAGGGGGACUUGCAACAACUAAUCAGCUUAUGAUUGUCAUUGGAUCAUCAAUGUCAUUCUUAAUAGGAAGUAUCAUAAAUUGGAGACAACUAGCUCUAGCAGGCCUAGUUCCUUGCAUUUGCUUGCUGGUUGGUUUGUGCUUCAUUCCUGAGUCUCCAAGAUGGCUGGCAAAGGUUGGUCGUGAAAAAGAGUUUCAACUAGCAUUAAGGAAAUUACGGGGUAAAGACAUUGAUAUUUCUGAUGAAGCUAAUGAAAUUCUGGAUAAUAUUGAAACUCUUCAAAGCCUUCCUAAGACUAAGUUUUUGGAUUUGUUCCAAAGCAAAUAUGUGCGCUCUGUAAUUAUUGGAGUUGGAUUAAUGGCAUUUCAACAAUCUGUUGGAAUUAAUGGCAUAGGAUUCUAUACAGCUGAGACUUUUGUAGCAGCUGGUCUUUCUUCAGCAAAAGCUGGUACCAUAGCUUAUGCAUGUAUACAGGUUCCGUUUACCUUGUUGGGAGCCAUUUUGAUGGACAAGUCUGGAAGAAAACCUCUUAUAACAGUCUCUGCUAGUGGAACAUUCUUAGGCUGCUUUAUAACCGGAGUUGCCUUCUUUUUCAAGAAUCAAAGCUUAUGGCUUGAGUGGGUGCCAACAUUAGCAGUUGCAGGCGUAUUGAUCUACAUAGCAGCAUUUUCAAUUGGGUUGGGAUCAGUUCCUUGGGUGAUGAUGUCUGAGGUGUUUCCUAUAAAUGUGAAAGGAACUGCUGGAAGUUUGGUAGUUUUGGUAGCGUGGUUAGGAGCUUGGAUAGUUUCAUAUACUUUCAAUUUUCUUAUGAGUUGGAGUUCUCCUGGUACUAUGUUUUUUUAUGCUGGAUGUUCCCUCUUAACCAUUCUAUUUGUAGCAAAAGUAGUCCCAGAAACCAAAGGCAAAACAUUGGAAGAAAUCCAGGCUUGCAUUAGUUCUUAGAGAAUGAGCAAAAAAUAUAUAUUUUGAUCUAUUUGAUUAUGAGAGAUAAAGCUAUAAAGCAAAUCAGGACACUUUCCAAUUAUUGCUAUUAUUUAUCAAAUUCUUUUGGGUCCAUUUAGGACAGACAAAGCAUAGAUAGAAUAACAGGAUGUUAUUUGAACCAAUAUGUCAAUGAGUAAGGCAUAGAUGUUGUAAUUUACUUAAGAAUGAAGCAUUUUUGUGACCAAUUAUACAUCUCAAUAAUUUGAUAUGCAAUUUUCACUUUGGCACA